CAAGCUUGUGUCUUUUCAUUCUGUGGACUUGUGAAGAACUUCCUUGGUUUUCACUGGAAUCAGAUGAGGCAAGCGAGGAUGGAGAAACAGUCCUGUGUGCUGUGGCUGCUCUGCUGUCGGGCAGUGCUUGCAGGCAGCUGCUCCAUGCAUGUGGUUUUUAUAUCUUUUGUUUAUUUUCCUGGCAGGAAGCUGCGUGUCAGAGCCAUGUGACAGCCCUCCCCCGCCUUUCGUGGCUCAAGUCCCAGGACACUGGGCUGGCUGUAGUGCAGCAGAGCUGGGUACAGGCACAGCCCAGUACAAGGAGUGCUGGCCGCCCAGUAGGAAUCAAGGCUUGGAGCAGGAGAGAAGGCGGUGGUGAUGGAGGUCCUCCAGGCAACAGCAAGGGAACUCCAGCUGCUGCACUUAGGGGCCUGGGCCAUCACUCUGCUGUUGACAGUUGUGUCCUUGUGGUCCCUGCCCUCCUUUAGGAAUUACUGCAGGCAAUGGUGGGUGAUGAAACCAGUCCCAGGUGUCAGUCCCUGCUUUCCUGUCCUGGGAAAUGCUCCAUUAUUUGAUCGCAGUGGACAAGGUUUUUUUAAACAACUACAAAAACACAGUGAAGAGUUCAGGAGUUUGCCAUUGCUUAAACUUUGGGUAGGACCAUUACCUGUUGUGAUCUUGUAUCACCCUGACAGUGUGGAGGUUAUUCUGACCAGUUCAAAACAUAUAGAAAAAUCAUACAUGUACAGAUUCCUGCAUCCGUGGCUGGGCACGGGACUUCUGACAAGCACUGGAGACAAGUGGCGGUCACGCAGGAAGAUGAUAACUCCCACAUUCCACUUUGAAAUCUUAGCUGACUUUCUCGAGGUUAUGAAUGAACAAGGAAGUAUUUUGUUGGAGAAACUUGAGAAGCAUGUUGACAAGGAACCAUUUGAUGUCUUUAUAGACAUCACUUUGUGUGCCCUUGAUAUCAUCUGUGAAACGGCGAUGGGCAAGAAUGUGAGUGCUCAAAAGAAUAAGGAUUCUGAGUAUGUUAGUGCUGUCUACAGGAUGAGUGAUCUAAUCCAUGCACGACAGAAGAGCCCUUGGCUUUGGCCCGAUUUUCUCUAUAAGCUGUUCAGGGAAGGAAAAGACCAUGAGAGGAGCCUGAAGAUCCUUCACAAUUUUACAGAUACAGUCAUUGCGGAAAAAGCUGCAGAACUUGAAAGGACCAAGCAAAUGGAACAUAAUACUGAUAGCAACUCCAAAGGAAGUAGCAGCAAAAAGAGAAAAGCUUUCCUGGACAUGCUGCUGAACGCAACAGAUGAUGAAGGCAACAAAUUGAGCUACAGGGACAUUCGUGAGGAAGUGGAUACUUUCAUGUUUGAGGGCCAUGACACGACAGCAGCUGCCAUCAACUGGGCCCUGUAUUUACUUGGACGCAAUCCUGAAGUCCAGAAGAAAGUUCACAGAGAAUUGGAUGAGGUGUUUGGCAACACUGAAUGCCCUGUUACAAUGGAUGAUUUGAAGAAUCUUCGAUAUCUUGACUGUGUUGUGAAAGAAGUCCUUCGACUCUACCCUUCAGUUCCAAUGUUUGCCCGUACCUUGAGAGAGGAUUGCUGUAUUAGAGGGCAUGAGAUACCAAAAGGUACAAAUGUUGUUGUUUUAACUUAUGCGCUGCAUAGAGACCCUGAGAUCUUCCCUGACCCAGAAGAGUUCAGGCCUGAGCGAUUCUUCCCUGAAAACUCGAAGGGACGGCACCCAUAUGCUUAUGUGCCCUUCUCAGCUGGUCCCAGGAACUGCAUUGGUCAACGCUUUGCACAAAUGGAGGAGAAAACUCUUCUAGCUCUCAUCCUGAGGCGCUUUUGGGUGGAGUCAAGUCAAUCCCCAGAGGAUCUUGGCAUGGCUGGAGAACUGAUUCUUCGUCCAAAUAAUGGCAUCUGGAUUAAGCUGAAGAGGCGGCCAGAUGUUGAAACAGAAUGAAAGGAAACACAAAUUUUAUUUUUCCAAAACCUUCCAAUCUAUUUAGGCUGAGAUAUGUUUUUAAAUCAGAUAUUUGGAUAGCAGUCCAGGAAAUAGUUGAAGCUAAAGUCCUUGCUGAUUGUGUCACUAAAGAUGUUGCAGUAGUCCUAAAUUGCUCUCUUUUCUAAUUCAUGUGAAAUUUGUGUUCGUCUUUCAAGUGCAAGUCUUUAAACAUUAAAUCUUAGUGCCUUAUCUACUCGGAUGAGACUGUGCUAUUGUAACAGUGAAAAAUCCCUUACACUGUGGUAGUAACAACACUAAUGCAUCUCAUGGAGUGAUCUGAUUGUAUUCCACAUUUGCAAAGUAACUGAUAGUCUCAAGUCUUCAUAUAGCUUUCAGGCAUCUUUUAUUCUGAAGAGUACAAGUGAUCAAUUCUUUCACUUGGCACACUUUUUUCCCCAUUUUGAUGAUGGGUUGUAAAAGUGGCCCUGUUAGUGCAGAGACGACUCAUGGGGAGCUGUGUAGAUAGCAUAGCCCUGAUUUGGCCAUAAACCGUAUGAGGCAGUGCUGCAUUAUUCAGAGAACUGAAACGUGAGCUGAGCCUCCAAGUCCCUCAAAAAAUAGUAUGCCCUGAGUCUUAGUUUCAACCACUACUCAGUUGCUGAAGGAGGAUAAAGAGAAGCUGAGGGGUUUCAGGUUCAGCCAACUGAACCUGUGUAUACAAUCUUGAGAUCAGCAGAAGUGAAAAAGCACAGAAGUGAGCCCCACCUGUGGUUAAAAAGAGAUAACAAGAAACUCCAUUACACUGCCAAAUAAACAUUUCCAGAUGGUAUUACCCACUCAGGCAUAGUCUUGCCCACAGUUGCAUAAAUCAGGGAAUAAAAGCCCUAAGACUUGGGUUAGGAAUGGAGACUUGCUUCUCCAGUGCUACACCUUGCCUGUGUUGAGACCCUUCCCUUUGGAUCAGGACACCAGCCAAGGUCACUUUGCUAGUAUUGAGAGCACUUACCUGGAGGGGCAAGCAAAUACAUUAGCAUGCUGUAAAUUCAUAACCUCAGGUGAUUAACUGGGACACCUAUAACUUUUAAUAUGCUUUUGAGGUUGCUAAAGCUUAUUCUUGAUUUUAAGUUGCAGUAAUGCAUUCUUCAAAUGUAUCUGUGAAAACCUGUAACAGUGCUGUAUCAGAGCUGUGCACCAAGUUCACAUUAAUCAUUUGUUUGGGCCUUACACUUAAACCUUCAAACAAAGCUGAAAUAAAUUGUUUGCUUGAA
Pogoniulus pusillus (Red-fronted tinkerbird) is the source of this 3191-nucleotide messenger RNA. Its product is annotated as cytochrome P450 4V2. Gene Ontology annotation, molecular function: monooxygenase activity; iron ion binding; heme binding. The transcript is spliced from 11 exons. The record is from RefSeq and is a predicted model, not a curated record. Bases 358 to 1941 code for a protein of 527 amino acids. NCBI's taxonomy places the organism in Eukaryota, Metazoa, Chordata, Aves, Piciformes, Lybiidae.